AAAAAACAAGGUGAGAUAAGAAUCAUGGGUGCAACAUCUUUGGCUGGAAAAGUUACUAGGUUUUUGUCGUGUCGGCGACAAGGUAGUGUUGAGUCUGAAGAAAGUGUUUGUGAUGUUGAGUUUGAUUUUCUUGAUGAUGGUGAAGUUUUCAUGUCGAGUUCUAGCAGUGAUGAUCAAUGUCAUUCACUUGAAAUGGAAUUGGAUGAUGAUGAUGAUGAAGAUGAUGAGAAAGAUCUGAAUGGUAUCAAUGAGAUGAAUCGAAGCUUUUGGGACAGUCAACAUCAAGGAUUGCAGACGAAUGUAUACAGAACAAGUUCUUUGGAGACAAAGAUAAGAAGUGCGACGAAAGAAGUGAUUGAGGAAAUAAGCGCUUCUGGAACAGGAGUGUGUGGUUGCAGCAGAAAGAUGAUGAAUGGUGGAACAAGUUGCUGCAAAAACUGCUUAAUGAGAGAAGUUUGUAGGAGGCUACAGAAAGCUGGUUUCAAUAGUGCUAUUUGUAAAACUAGAUGGAAAACUUCCAAAGAUAUUCCAGCAGGUGAACACACAUUUUUGGAUGUGAUUGACAACACAAACCCAAAGAAAGGAGAAGUAAGAGUGAUGAUAGAGCUGAACUUCCAAGCUGAAUUUGAGAUGGCAAGAGGAAGCAAUGAAUACAAUGAACUAAUCCAAAAGCUACCACAAGUGUUUGUUGGAAAAGUAGAAAGAUUAAGCAACUUAAUCAAAAUCUUAUGCAAUGCAGCCAAAAGAUGCAUGAAGGAUAAGAAAAUGCAUAUGGGACCAUGGAGGAAACAUAGGUACAUGCAAGCUAAAUGGUUAGGUCCAUGUGAAAGGAACACUUCAACAAAACCACUUCCAAUGGGAUAUAGUAACUCCGAGAGGAUUAUGACAAAGCAAAAAUCAAAGGCUUCUAUGUUGACUAUGGAUUUGUUGGACAAGGUUCCAACAUUGCAUUGUGCAGUUGUUGGAGUUGUGUAAUUGGUGAAAUUAAGGAACAUUGGUUUUAUUAGGGUUUUUUUUACCUGGUCGUUUUGAACUUUGAUUAUGGUAAAUUACAUUUUUAUUUUUAGUUUACUUGGUGGAAAGUAAAGGAAUGUGACUCAUAGAUGUCACCCUAGAUAUACUUGUAUGUAAAAAUUGACAUCUUGGUUAUAAGAUAGAAGUGUUCAACAAGUUUCUUUA
Molecule: messenger RNA, 1179 nt
Organism: Lathyrus oleraceus (garden pea)
Lineage: Eukaryota; Viridiplantae; Streptophyta; Magnoliopsida; Fabales; Fabaceae
Exons: 3
Coding region: 25-975 (316 amino acids)
Source: RefSeq, a predicted model, not a curated record